Messenger RNA from Acanthopagrus latus (yellowfin seabream), 1540 nucleotides. RefSeq lists its product as uncharacterized. The transcript is spliced from 2 exons. Bases 1 to 1038 code for a protein of 345 amino acids. The record is from RefSeq and is a predicted model, not a curated record. Lineage: Eukaryota; Metazoa; Chordata; Actinopteri; Spariformes; Sparidae.
AUGUGGUUCUCCAAGGAUCCAGACUUCAGUCUAUAUCACGGUUUGUCACUCGUCACGGUUCCACUCAAAGGUCUGGAGAACACAAGUGCUUUAGAAGAAACGUUGGCAACCUUCACACCUGAUAUCACUGUUGAUGAGGACGAUGAAAGCUACCGGUUCCUGUGCUCCUGCCCGGGCCUGUACCAGUGCAGUGUGACGGGCCUGGUGUUCCACAUGGAGGGAGAAGGGGACGUGGUUUACAGGAUUGUCUCUUGGGACAGGAGGCUACUGGCCCAACAUCACAAGAAGCCUGCAGGACCCCUGUUUGACAUCAAAUGUCAGCAGAAGUCUGUGUGUCGGCUUCAUCUCCCACACUGUGAGAUCCCAUCCACAGCUGGAUGUCAGUUCUUGUCAGUCGCUCACCUGAAUGAUGAGGGCAUCGAGUUCAUCGCCCCUCAUAAGGUAACAGACACUCAUGUGAUCAUCAACAUCUCAGGGUUUUCUGGUUAUGGUAACAUCAAGGAUGAUGACUCACCAUGUUUCCCAGUCCGAGCGCUGGUUCUGCUGUUCUACAGGCCUCCGAAUGGUCAAGAUUUUGAAUCUCUCCUCAGUGUGUUGAUGCUACCAGGUAACGUCGUGCUCAGUGAUGUGCGACGCACCAGAAAGAAACAUGUAGGAGAUGAACUCUACAUAGAGACGUCUCCAGACUGUGAGCUGCUGCCAAAGCAGGAAUACACACUGUCCACUUGUCCUGAAGACGACUCAGUUCUAGUUCAACCAACAACAGCAAAAUUUCACAGUGACAACUAUGACAACUACUUUACAUCAUUUGAGGUGGAUUUGGAGAAAAUCCUGAAACAUAUUAAACUGUUUCUGAGAGACACCAACAGACACAGUGUCUGGGAGAGACGAGUUUGUCUUUCAUCAGCUGGACUAACAAAGUCCUGUGGACGGAGCGCUCUGAAUCUGCCUUCACACCAGAAGCUGUUUGACAUACGCAGCAGCUUCAUCGAGGGGAUAUCAGGACCUGUUCUCAAGAGUCUGCUGGUUAGAAACUGAUCUGAGCUCAAACUCUGAACUCUGACUUCAAUCUCUAAACUCCAAAACCUUUUUCCUAGAACUCGGACCUUCCUAUCAGAAUUCUAAGACCAAGUUAGAAUCCUGACCUCAGAUUUAAUCUCCUUUUUUCAAGAACUCAAACUUUUCCCAGAUCUGUGAUGAAGUGUAGAUAUGGACAGUUUUUAAAUGUUGAAUUUGAGUUCAUCAUUUUAAAUGAAUGAAUGAUUUUAUUACAUUUUAAACCAGAUAUCUUGAGUGCAGACUGUGUUUUUUAUGCUGUUCACCACCUGAUUCUGACUGAUCACUGACGCUUCGUAUGUUUGAUGUUAGCGUGCUGUUUGGUACUUGAUGCUGUCUAAAGAUUACGACCUACCAACACGAAGCGUCAGUAUUAGACGUUUAAUGUUUAAUUUAAUGUGCAGUCAUACAUCUGUCAUUAGGCUGAAACUUGUCUGUCGAAGAUACAUUCAGUCAAAUAAAGUUUGAGCUGGUGAGACUGUCA